AUGCCGGUUUCCCUUUCGACGAAGAUCCUCGGGCUGUCCCUGAUGGCUGCCCUGGGACAGGCCCAGACAGUUAGCCUCAGCUUCGAUUAUGCCAACGACAAGGUUCGUGGUGUUAACCUCGGUGGCUGGCUCGUGUUGGAGCCUUGGAUCACUCCCUCGAUCUUCGACCAGGCUGGCGAUGGCGCCGUCGACGAAUGGUCUCUCUGCGCCACCCUCGGCCUCGACGAAUGCUAUGCGACUCUGCAGCAACACUGGUCGUCCUUCAUCACUGCGGAUGACUUUGCUCAAAUCGCCGCUGCGGGCAUGAACCAUGUCCGCAUCCCAGUCGGCUACUGGGCCGUUGGGAUCAUGGAAGGUGACCCGUAUGUCAAUGGUCAGCUGGACUACCUGGACCAGGCUGUUGGGUGGGCUCGCGCGGCCAACCUCAAAGUCAUUGUCGACCUGCACGGAGCUCCUGGAUCCCAGAACGGAUUCGACAACAGUGGAAAGCGUGGUCCCAUCAUGUGGCAACAGAAUGAGAACGUGGACGUCACGACGUAUGUUCUCAGUGAACUGGCAUCUCGGUAUAGCAACGAUGCCGACGUGGUCACGGCCAUUGAAGCUCUGAACGAGCCCAGCAUUCCCGGUGGUGUGAACGAGGACGGUCUGAAGCAGUACUACUACGACUCAUGGGGCGUAGCCCGCUCAGGUAGCCAGGACACCACCGUAGUCCUGCACGACGGGUUCAUGCCAACAGAGUCCUGGAACGGGUUCAUGAGCGAAUCGACCGGUGUCUGGUACGUGAUGAUGGACACGCACCACUAUGAAGUCUUCGACAAUACCCUGCUUGGCAUGGAUAUCAACACGCACGUCAGCACGGCCUGCAACUUCGUCAACGACCACGUCCUGACCAGCGACAAGUGGACCAUCGUUGGAGAGUGGACCGGCGCCAUGACCGACUGCGCCAAGUACCUGAACGGCAAGGGCAUCGGCGCCCGCUACGAUGGCACGUACCAAGGCAGCGCUCCCAUCGGCUCCUGCGAGGGUAAGUCUGAGGGCACCGUGUCUGCACUCUCGGCAGACGACCAGACCAACCUCCGCCGCUUCAUCGAAGCCCAGCUCGACGCCUAUGAGAAGGGUACCGGCUGGCUGUACUGGACCUGGAAGACCGAGGGCGCCCCAGAGUGGGAUAUGCAGCAGCAGCUUGCCGCCGGUGUCUUCCCCAACCCCGUUGACUCUCGCCAGUUCCCUGGCCAGUGUUAG
This is a messenger RNA of Penicillium riverlandense, 1242 nucleotides long. RefSeq names its product glucan 1,3-beta-glucosidase (gene exg1). Gene Ontology annotation, molecular function: glucan exo-1,3-beta-glucosidase activity. Gene Ontology annotation, cellular component: extracellular region; cell surface. The record is from RefSeq and is a predicted model, not a curated record. Gene Ontology annotation, biological process: glucan catabolic process. The coding region runs from base 1 to 1242 and encodes 413 amino acids. The transcript is spliced from 3 exons. Lineage: Eukaryota; Fungi; Ascomycota; Eurotiomycetes; Eurotiales; Aspergillaceae.